AUGCACCGCAACGCUUCAGUCCACAACUUCGUUUUCUUCAACUGCAUCUUCAUUCAGAAUACUGUUAUGCACGAUGAUGAUCCAUCGGGAGCAAAGACAAUAAGUGCGUUGCUUUUGGUAACAUUUCAUGGAGAAGAAAAGCUAUCUAUGUUAUGUCAGAAGUCUUGCAUGUAUUAUCAAUGCACAGAAUUUAAUGCCUUGCUCUGCUUGGGUAUUGCUGUGUUUGUGCUUUAUUCACGCCUCAAGUCCAAAGGAUUUUUGUGUCAAGAGAUGGCGUUUGAGAUGUGA
Sphenostylis stenocarpa is the source of this 288-nucleotide messenger RNA. The record is from the annotation of a GenBank genome assembly. NCBI's taxonomy places the organism in Eukaryota, Viridiplantae, Streptophyta, Magnoliopsida, Fabales, Fabaceae.